Molecule: messenger RNA, 3282 nt
Organism: Erigeron canadensis
Lineage: Eukaryota; Viridiplantae; Streptophyta; Magnoliopsida; Asterales; Asteraceae
Product: MDIS1-interacting receptor like kinase 1
Exons: 2
Coding region: 12-3083 (1023 amino acids)
Biological process (GO): protein phosphorylation
Cellular component (GO): plasma membrane
Molecular function (GO): protein binding; protein kinase activity; ATP binding
Source: RefSeq, a predicted model, not a curated record
ACAACAAAACAAUGAUCAUCUCCAAACAACAUUUGUUUUUGUUGUUCUCAAUAUUCUCAUUCUUAUUCUUCUGUUCUUCAGUUUUUGCAAAGGUGGUGGAGGUGAAUAAUGAAGCUAUGAUCUUGUUAUCGAUCAAGUCACACCUUAUCGAUGCUCUAGACCAACUUAAAGACUGGAAGAUCACUCAAGAACACAAUGUACAUUGUAAUUGGACAGGAAUUGUGUGUAAUUCAAUGGGAAGAGUCGAAAAGCUUGACCUUUCACGACGAAAUAUAAGUGGGCGGGUUUCUGAUGACAUUCAAAGACUUGAAAGUCUUACUUCUAUCAAUCUAUGUUGUAAUGGGUUUGCUUCUCCAUUGCCAAAGUCACUUGCAAAUCUUACUUUGCUCGAGACGGUUGAUUUGAGCCAGAAUUACUUUGUUGAUGUGUUUCCUAAAGGUUUAGGAAUGGCGAGAGGGUUGACUAUACUUAAUGCCUCUAGUAACAACUUCUCGGGUGAUAUACCUGAGGAUCUUGGGAAUAAUACGGUUCUUGAGACGUUGGAUUUAAGAGGGAACUUCUUUGUUGGUUCAAUUCCGGUGUCGUUCAGGAAUCUAAAGAAGUUGAAGUUUCUUGGGCUUUCUGGGAAUAAUCUAACAGGGGUGAUACCGAAAGAAAUUGGUGAGCUUUCGUCUUUAGAGAGCAUUGUUCUUGGGUACAACGAAUUUUCUGGUGGUAUUCCGGCGGAGUUUGGGAAAUUGUCGAAUUUGAAGUAUCUUGACUUGGCGUAUGGUAAUUUUGGGGGUUCGAUUCCCAAGGAACUCGGGAAUCUAAAGGCAUUAGAAGCAAUGUUCUUGUACAAGAACAAUUUAGAAGGAAAGAUUCCUUUGGAACUCGGGAAGUUGACUUCCCUGACUCAACUGGAUCUCUCUGAUAACAUGUUAUCUGGAGAGAUUCCAGCCGAGAUAUCAGAAUUGAAGAACUUACAGCUCUUCAAUGUGAUGUCCAACAGACUGACCGGUUCAGUCCCGCCUGGAAUUAGUAACCUGAACCAGUUGGGAGUUCUCGAGUUGUGGAACAAUUCUCUUUCUGGUUCUCUCCCAAACGAUCUUGGACUUAAUUCCCCCUUGGAAUGGGUUGAUGUAUCGUCGAAUUCCUUCACAGGAAGAAUUCCUGACAGCAUUUGUCAUCAAGGUAAUCUCACAAAACUGAUUCUAUUCAAUAAUAAGUUCUCGGGUCCAAUUCCUAUCGGUUUAUCAACUUGUAAUUCAUUAGUACGUGUUCGUAUGCAAAACAACUUCCUUUCGGGGGUGAUUCCUGUUGGAUUUGGUAGUCUUUCAAAGCUUCAAAGGCUUGAAUUGGCAAACAACAAUCUAACGGGUCAAAUCCCGAAUGACAUAUCAUUGUCUACUUCCCUUUCGUUCCUCGACUUCUCCAGAAACCAACUUCAGUCCUCACUUCCUUCCUCAAUUCUCUCUAUUCCUAAUCUUCAAAACUUCCUGGUUUCCGAAAACAAGCUGCUUGGGAAAAUCCCAAAUCAGUUCCAAGAUUGCCCUUCUCUUUCAAUCCUUGAUCUUUCUUCAAACCAGUUCACUGGAACUGUUCCUUCUAGUAUUGCCUCUUGCCAAAAGCUGGUCUACUUGAAUCUCCGAGACAACCAACUAACCGGAGAGAUCCCAGUCCCAAUUUCCAUGAUGGGCACCCUUGCAGUUCUUGAUCUGUCAAACAACUCAUUAACUGGUGGUAUACCCGAAAACUUUGGGAAUUCUCCAGCACUGGAGUCACUUAAUGUAUCCUACAACAGACUUGAAGGUCCUGUCCCCGAAAAUGGGAUGCUUAGAACCAUAAACCCGAGUGAUCUAGUUGGAAAUGCUGGUCUAUGUGGUAAUGUACUAGCUCCAUGCACCGAAAACAUGAGCAACAAUUCGCGACACAAGCAUUUACACACAAAACACAUGAUCACCGGAUGGGUUAUUGGGUUGUCUGUUGUCUUAGCUGCUUUUAUAUUGGCUUUUGCGGGAAAAGCUCUUUAUGACAAAUGGUACACGAACGGAGGCUGUUUUGAAGAAAGAUUCGAGAUGGGGAAAGGAGAAUGGCCGUGGCGACUAAUGGCAUUUCAAAAACUCAACUUUAGCAGCAAUGACAUUCUGAAUUGUGUUAAGGAAUCAAACGUCAUCGGUAUGGGAGCCACUGGAGUUGUCUACAAAGUCGAGAUUCAACGCACAAACACUACUGUGGCGGUUAAAAAGCUAUGGAGCACUAAAAACGACAUCGAGCUUGGAAGCAGUGCAGGCGACUUCGAUGGUGAAGUGAAUGUACUUGGCAAGCUGAGGCACCGAAACAUAGUCAGAUUGUUGGGAUAUUUACACAACGAUAAGAACGCAAUGAUAGUUUACGAGUAUAUGACAAAUGGAAGUCUUGGUGAAGCGUUACACGGGCAAGGAAGGUUGCUGGUGGAUUGGGUUUUGCGAUAUAAUAUUGCUGUUGGAGUGGCUCAGGGGUUGGCUUAUCUGCACCACGAUUGUCACCCAGCAGUGAUCCACCGUGAUGUGAAGCCUAAUAACAUUUUGCUGGAUGGAAAUCUGGAGGCCCGGAUUGCUGACUUCGGGUUGGCAAAGAUGAUGGUGAAGAGGAACGAGACUGUGUCGAUGGUUGCUGGAUCUUAUGGCUAUAUCGCCCCUGAAUACGGAUACACAUUAAAGGUUGAUGAGAAGAGUGAUAUAUACAGCUACGGAGUGGUUCUGAUGGAACUCGUUACUGGAAAACAUCCAAUCGAACCUGAGUUUGGAGAUUCAGUAGACAUUGUCGAAUGGGUUCGUCGAAAAAUCAGAGAAAACAAACCGUUAACAGAAGUAGUAGAUCAGAAUGUAGGAAACUGCAAACAUGUAGAAGAAGAGAUGUUGUUAGUCCUCAGAAUAGCCUUAAUUUGUACGGCUAAGCUUCCGAAAGAUAGGCCCUCCAUGAGAGAUGUUAUAAGCAUGCUUGAGGAGGCAAGACCGAGAAGAAAAAGUAGCAGUAACACCAACAAUGGCGGAUUAAAUCCCGCAACUAAUGAUAAAGAUAAACCUGUUUUUAGCACCUCGCCUGUAACUGACCUUUUGUAAACAGGUUUGAACCAUGAGAAUAGUCCUGAAAAGAAUUUGUGCAUCGGUGGUGCGAUUUUCUGUUAAUUAUGUGUAGAGAUUAUGCACAUUUUGUAAGUUUUUGAGUCUGUUAAUUAUGUGUAGAAGUCGUUUCAUUCUUACUGAAAAUAAUGUAAACAUACCACCUCAUUCAUAUUGUAAAAUGAGUUCAGAUUUUAUU